Molecule: messenger RNA, 2005 nt
Organism: Carassius carassius (crucian carp)
Lineage: Eukaryota; Metazoa; Chordata; Actinopteri; Cypriniformes; Cyprinidae
Product: trace amine-associated receptor 7c-like
Exons: 1
Coding region: 878-1861 (327 amino acids)
Biological process (GO): G protein-coupled receptor signaling pathway
Cellular component (GO): membrane
Molecular function (GO): trace-amine receptor activity
Source: RefSeq, a predicted model, not a curated record
UUUAGUGCUCAUUGUGUUGUGUCUGCCCUAUUCAGUGAAUCCUUCGCAUUCAUUGCAUGAAGAUACGCAAAUUUUGUUAGGGUCGGAUGUUUCAUUGGUCUAAUUCCGCCUAUCCGAUGCGACUACUCUAAGCAAUGCGGCUAUUGGCUUAUGUGUGGGUGUGAUUGACCCCGUUCAGGGCUUAUCGUCACUGCUCUCAUGGCGGGAUUUUAUACAGUUCCCAUACACGUCUUAGCUGACGUAAUGUUGAGUUACCGCCUUGAAAGGGAACGUUUCCGGUUAAAAUCGUAACCUUGGUUCCCUGAGAGGCGGGAAAAAGACAUUACGUUAGCCGCCAUGGUUGCUGUUUGAUCAGUUGUGCUAGCAUUCAGUCGUGAUUCUGACAUAAUUAUUGCACCCAUGCAUUUUAUACUGCCAGAAGGGUGCUUGUGAGUGGCCGCUAUGCACCCUGUAUGUGCACUUCUGCUGAGCCCACAACAUACAUUGGGAUAUUUAUAUACAUACAUUAGGAUUUUAAAGGGCUAGAAUUUUUUACUUUUAGUUUUUGAUUUUAAACAUUUCAUAUAAAUUCACUCAUGCUUUUAUGUGAGCUCUGUGUGAAACCUUUCAAAAUCAUUUGAUCUCCCAGCUGUAUGUUCCUCUCCCUUGAUGCUGUUAAUCUUGGAAAGACUCAACAAGUCUAGUGUAUAAAAGGCAGCAUGGGUCAUCGCACGUGAGCAUAUGUAGAUUGUGACAGUGAGAAGCAGUUUAGAGCUUUUGGAGAUACAAAUAGCAUGUUACGAAUUCUUUAUGUGGUUAUGCAUAUAUUGCACUUUAUAUGAAAGAACAGAGAAGAAUGCUCUGAUUGGAAUUUGAUGGUUCUUCAUAUUAUUUCCCAAUGAAUCUUACAACAAUGAACCAAAGCGAUGUCUGUCAGGAAUAUUCGUGUCCAGAGAGAUCGGUUUCUUUUUCUGUCUAUGUAAUUCUGUAUGCGGCUGCAGCAGCUGUGUCUCUUCUGACCGUGUGUGGAAACCUGCUGGUCAUCAUCUCUGUUAGUCACUUCAAGCAGCUCCACACACCUGCCAACAUCCUCAUCCUCUCUUUGGCUGUGUCCGAUCUUCUGGUGGGAGUUUUUGUGAUGCCACUGCAUUUGUCUUGGGUCAUUGAGUCAUGUUGGAUUUCUGGACCACUGAUGUGCUCUGCUUUAAAAAUUGUGAAUAGUCAAGCAACAAGCGUGUCUGUUCAUACUGUGGCUCUGAUAGCAAUUGAUCGAUUUUUGGCUUUAAGUUCUCCUUUUCUUUACUCUGAGAAGAUCUCACCCACUGUCACCUGCAUAGCAACUCUAUUUAACUGGCUGUUUUCACUCCUUUAUAACUUUACUCUUCUUUUUGUUAAUGAAAACUUCACUAAUGUCACAUGUCCAAGAAUAUGUAUUGUUAUUGUAGAUGUAGUUUCAUCAUUUAUUGACCUCAUACUUGUGUUUCUUAUGCCUUGUACACUCAUUAUAAUAUUAUACACUCAUGUUUUUGUCAUUGCUAAGAGACAUGCGACUGCUAUAAGAGCUCUUCAGAUUCACAACAGAACAGAAUCCUCCAAAAACAGAGUCAGUGACAAAUCAGAGCUAAAAGCUGCCAUACUGCUGGGGAUUCUGGUCAUUGUAUUUCUUCUGUGUUUACUGCCGUAUUAUAUUUGUACUUUAGUGAUUCCAUACAGUGAUGAUUUGUUUCAUGUCAGAGAUGUUACCGUAACGAUUUUUUUCCUGAACUCCACCAUUAAUCCCAUCAUUUAUGCUUUAUUCUAUCCCUGGUUUCAAAAAAGCUUAAAAUUAAUUUUCACAUUUAAAGUGUUUAUUAACGAUUCAUCCCUGAUGAAUGUGCUUUAACUCACUGAAUGUAAUACACUAUGCUUUUUUUGUCCUGAUCUUUGCCUAUAGGCAAAUGCUUUUGCUGCAUAAUUUUAUUUCGUCAUAUAUUAAACUUGACUGAUAUUGUUUUUAAUUAUGCCAGUAAACUGUAUAACAAUGAUA